AUGGAAGUUGCACCGAAAAUGUUAAAAAGUGAAUUGCACAGUGAAGAACUCAACCAAAUAUCUAGUAAACCAGUGAAAAGACCUUUCGACGUGGCUUUUUUGAUGUUACCAGACGAAAAACUCCUACAGAAACAGAAACUACAUAAAAAUUUCGAAAAUUGUUGUAGUAGUACGGAAGAAGAUGAGGAAAUCGACGUUAUAGAAACGCCUCGUGAGUAUAAAAAGUUGUUUACGCAAAAACAACAAAUUUUCGACGAUCCCAAUUUGGUUAAAACGAAAUACGCAGACGAACUUCGAUCGAAAACUUUAUCAACUUCCAACGAUCAAAAAAGCGCGUUUACUAAAGUUAAUUUAUUCAAAGAAUCCUCCAGACUUUCUCCAAGUUUAAGCACAUCUCCGGAUAUAAGUUACCAAAGCUCUUUGAGUCCAUCGCCUCCUAUAAUCAAUAAAACCUACCAAAAUUUCACAACGAUAUUAUCACCUAAUCAAAUAUUCAAAAACCAACAAGCGGCAUAUCAAAAUCAAUUUCUACAAGAAAGUUUCCCCACAACCGGCGCCGCCAAUUUAGAAAACAACUUUUUCAAAUCGCAACCCGACCUAAUCCAACCCAAUUACGCCAAAAUCAGACCGAUAUAUAGACCAGAUCUACCCUACAGUUAUCCGCAGUUUCCCAAUCCGGAAAUGUUGAAGAUGACACCGCCGGAUAUAAGAAACCCCGCCGCUGCUAUUCUAACCUCACUUCUACCGCCGUCUUUAGCCGCCCUAAGUUUACCGGCUCAAAAUAUUUGUGCCAAAUGUAACAUCUCAUUCAGAAUGACUUCGGAUUUGGUGUACCACAUGAGAUCCCAUCACAAGAGCGAAGCCGCCGAAAGCACGAGGAAAAAACGCGAAGAUAAAUUAAAAUGUCCCGUUUGCGCAGAAUCCUUUAGGGAAAGACAUCAUUUAACUAGACAUAUGACAGCCCAUCAAGAUAAAGCCGAAGAUGAAACGAAAGAUAAUAAUUGUGUAAAGAAAGGUUUUUAA
This is a messenger RNA of Diorhabda sublineata, 1023 nucleotides long. RefSeq lists its product as uncharacterized. Lineage: Eukaryota; Metazoa; Arthropoda; Insecta; Coleoptera; Chrysomelidae. The transcript has a single exon. The coding region runs from base 1 to 1023 and encodes 340 amino acids. Gene Ontology annotation, cellular component: nucleus. Gene Ontology annotation, biological process: regulation of DNA-templated transcription. The record is from RefSeq and is a predicted model, not a curated record.